AUGCAGCAGGUUACCAUGGUAACAGCAGCCUCCUCUCCCAGCAUGCAGCAGCAGCGGAGCCGCCCCCCCCUCUCAGAGCAGUUGCAGGGUGGAGCAGCAGACAGACGGACAGCAGCUGCAGCAGAACCCGGAGGAGUGAUGAUGGAUGGAGACUCGGCCCCCCCCAGAGAUGGCUCCGACCAGCAUGAGCAAAUGAUGAUGGAAGACCACGACUCUCUCAGUUUUCUGGACACAGGCCGAACAGAGGAGGGGCAGGAGGUGAAGGAACAGCAAGAAGAUGGAGAUGAACAGACGGGGAGCAGCACUGAGGAACUGAAGAGGAGGCAUGAAGAGGAGGAACAGACAGACAAUCCCUGCUUCUCCUCCACACCUCUUCCUGAUGAAGAGGAGGAGAAAGAAGUCACGAAGAACCCAGGGACUCCCAGCUCCUCCUCCACACCUCCUCGUGAUGAAGAGGAGGAGGAGGAGAAAGGAGCAGCUGUGAUGUCAGCUGAGGAAGAGCAAGAGGAGUCCACACAGCUCCACCCUUCCCAGGAGGUCAAAAAAACGAGCGCACAGUCCAGCUCAGAGUCUCCUGCUGAGGAGCAGCUGGAUGUCCAAACACCUCCCGUCCUUCCACCCUCUGAAGAUCAGGAGGCCCUGGCUGAUGAAACAAGCACUCCUCAGACCAGCGGCGCGCUCAGCAGAGAGAAGGGAUGUUUGAUUUCGACUUCAGCUCCUCCCUCCAGAGCGAGAGGCAAAACAAGCGCUUCUCCAACUAAGCUGGCUGGUCCAGCUAGGAAAUCAAGUUCUCCUCCUCCCCUGACUAAAGCAGAAAAGUCAGCUGAAGAAACUGGGAAGGCCUCCAGGACAACGGGAGGCGCCAGAGCAGCCAAGAUGAUCUCAGCCAAGAGUACAGAGUCAGUGGAUGGAGUCAGUCCAGGAAGUCGUUCUCCGGCAAGUCGGUCCUCCACUCCAAACAGAGACGUCAAGAAGGUGGCUGUGGUCCGGACUCCUCCCAGGUCUCCCGGUCCUGCUCGUGGACGGACGCCUCCCCUAACCUCCCACCCUAUGCCUGACCUCAGUAACGUGAGGUCAAAGGUUGGAUCCACGGAGAACCUGAAACACACACCUGGAGGGGGCAAGGUUCAGAUUGUUAACAAAAAGUUGGAUCUUGGUAAUGUGGCGUCAAAAUGUGGCUCCAAAGACAACAUCCACCACAAACCAGGUGGAGGGAAGGUGGAGAUUAAAUCAGAGAAGGUGGCUUUUAAAGUGGUUCAGUCUAAAGUGGGUUCUCUGGAGAACGUCACUCAUGUUCCAGGAGGAGGGAAGAAGAAGAUUGAAAGUCAGAAACUGACCUUCAGAGAGCAGGCCAGAGCCCGAACUGACCACGGUGCUGACAUCAUCGUCCAGUCUGACUCUUCCCCUCAUCACCUUAGCAACACUUCCUCCCCUGGGAGCAUUAACGCUGCCGAAGCUCCGCCCCUUGACACCCUGGCCGACCAGGUGUCAGCCUCCCUUGCCAAACAAGGCCUGUGAUUGGACAAACCCUGUGCCUGCAGACCCCACCCCCUCCCGUUACCAAGGAAACUGCCUGAUGAAAGAAAGAAAAAAAAAUGUUCUGCCUUUUUCCUCAUGAGCGUCUUCAUCAAAGACAGGAUUGAAGGGGUUUUAUAAAGUGAAACAAACAAGCUUUAAACUUCAGUCAACAACCAAUCAAAGCUCUGUCUCACAGGUGAGUCCAUCCAGAGUCAGACGAGAAGAUCAUCACUUUCAUUCAUCCAGUACAGAAACAGAGCCAGGAAGUGAUUAGCCUAGCUUAGCACAAAGACUGGAAACAGAGGAGAACUGUUAGCCUAGGUCCAUUAAAAGACAAACUGAGAGAUCUUGUGAAGUUGUAGGGUUAGGGUUAUGGCUAAGCUAGGCUAGAAGUUCGCUCCUGCUUCCAGCAUUUCUGCUAAGCUAGGCUGAACACUGGAUCUAUUGCAAUUAUGGACUAACAAAAAUGAAACUGAAGGUCUUGAGUCUUCGAGGAGGUUUUGAGGUCUUUGAAGAAAGUGCUCCAGAGGCUGAUAUUAACCCUGAAGAAAGUCCUAGGACUUACUGAAAAGUUCCAAACACUGCAAUAGAAAAUGUUUUUAAGAAAAACCUACAUACUAACAACCAAUCAGAUCACAGAAACAAAUACAUCUAACCAAUCAGAUGACAUAGCCUACUGUGGGUUAAACCCAUCUUUGAGCGUGGCUCAGAAUCUCUGCCAUUGCUGCUGUUUGAUUCAGAAUGAUUCAGAAUUCUGGGACACUUAGCUGCCCAAAGUCCACACUAGUGACUAGUGUGUCUCCAUGGAUCCUUGACAAGUCGGGAUCCUGGACAUUGGAAGUUUGACAGGAUUCCAGGUCAUCCUGCAGGAAGUUCCAGGAGUCCUUGAGGGGAAACUGAGAUCCAUCUUCUUGUCUGACUGGAGAAAACAGAGAACACGCUAAUGGCUAAGUAGCCUGGAUUAGCCUGUUAGCUUCUUUCAUAAAAUCCCUCCAAUCACAGAAAGUCUCUCUGAUGUCACCUCUUUCAGCCAAUCAUCAUCUCUUCUAUGUUUCUGAAUGCUGAUGUGCUGUAGGUCCUUGUGAUGGCCCCCAAACACCCCACCUUAACCCUAUUACCCCCCCUCUCCAUCAUUUAAAAUGCCCAGAAUGCACUUUGAUACCAGGUGCCAAAAACCAUAAAGUCUCUCUGCCUGUCGGCUGUUAAAGUGCUUUGUACCAAUAAAGUUUCUCUUGGAUCUCA
Messenger RNA from Seriola aureovittata, 2760 nucleotides. It is a transcript of the gene maptb, whose product is annotated as microtubule-associated protein tau b. Gene Ontology annotation, cellular component: neuron projection. The record is from RefSeq and is a predicted model, not a curated record. Gene Ontology annotation, molecular function: microtubule binding. Gene Ontology annotation, biological process: microtubule cytoskeleton organization; neuron projection development. Bases 1 to 1518 code for a protein of 505 amino acids. The transcript is spliced from 11 exons. Lineage: Eukaryota; Metazoa; Chordata; Actinopteri; Carangiformes; Carangidae.